AGCAGAAGCCCAAAAUCUAUAAAUCCACCCUCCGUCCAGCCCAGCUCUCAAGCAUCACAACCAUUCCAUCAAUCAAACCAUCACUACAAUCUAUCUCUCUGAGAACAUUCCAAAAUGCGCUUCACACCUCUCCUCUUCACCCUCCUCGCCGCUAGCCCUCUAGCUACUCUGGCUGCCCCCGCCCCCUCCGAAAAUAACGAGAACGCGGCACUUUCGUGCCCGAGUGGUGCUAAGAUUCAUUGUGGAGGCUGUAACGGCACGAGUUGCAUGAUCGGGUUUACUAAUUAUCCCUGUGAUGAGGGCAAGUGCACCGCUCAAAGCGGCGGCGGCGAUGGCGCCUCCUGCUGGGACAAUAACCUCGGUGGAAAGAGGCACAUUGUUUGUCCCGGACGGGGUUAGGGGUGGCGGUGGAUGGUUUGUGGUUGAUUAUAGUGUCUAGCAGAUGAUCAAAUUGCGUGUGGUCAGAUUGGGGAGGGAAGGUCUUGGACGUUGGUAUUGGUAAUGGUCUGAUGUGUGAACGGGGGGGGGCAAGAUGAGAUGUUAAGGCCGGCUCUUGUCUGUAACGCUCGUUGGGGAUCAUGGGUAUGUGGGUGGAUUAUGGAUUUAUGUUUAUGUGGAUAAGUUGGACCUGUGUUAUUCAACAAGCAGCAGGGACGGCAAUGAACUGUUAAUUAUGAUUAUGAUUGUUUG
This is a messenger RNA of Aspergillus ibericus CBS 121593, 690 nucleotides long. RefSeq lists its product as uncharacterized. Bases 115 to 399 code for a protein of 94 amino acids. The record is from RefSeq and is a predicted model, not a curated record. NCBI's taxonomy places the organism in Eukaryota, Fungi, Ascomycota, Eurotiomycetes, Eurotiales, Aspergillaceae. The transcript is spliced from 4 exons.